GAGUGUGGAAUGCGAAGAUCAGGUUUCGGGCUGGGUGUCUUUCGGGGUGUCUCAAGAGGACAGAAACCAGGCUGGGACGCCAUACAAGUGUAAAGAAUGUGAUAAGUGCUUCACCAAGGCCUCGAAUCUUAGGCGUCAUGAAACUAUUCAUACUGGAAAGAAACCCUACAGAUGUGAAGAAUGUGACAGGUCCUUUACUGUGAUGUCAAGUUUCAAAUUACAGCAGGGAAGUCAUACUGAAGAGAAACCCCACAAAUAUGAAGAAUGUGGCAAGUCCUUUCAUCAUGUGUCAUAUCUUACAGUACAUCAGCAAAUGCAUACUGGAGAGAAACCCUUCAGAUGUGAAGAAUGUGGCAAAUCCUUUAGUCAAAUGUCAUAUCUUAGAUCACAUCAGCGAAUACAUACUGGACAGAAACCCUACGUAUGUGAAGAAUGUGGGAAGUCCUUUAGUCAAAUAUCAAAUCUUACAGUACAUCAGCGAAUACAUGCUGGAGAGAAACCCUACAGAUGUGAAGAGUGUGGGAAGUCCUUUUGUGAAAGCUCACAUCUUAGAUUACAUCAGCAAAUACAUACUGGAGAGAAAUCCUUCAGAUGUGAAGAAUGUGGCAAGUCCUUUAGUGGACGGUCAAUUCUUAGAAGACAUCAGCAUAUACAUACUGGAGAGAAACCCUUCAAAUGUGAAGAAUGUGGCAAAUCCUUUAGUCAAAUAUCAAAUCUGAGAGUACAUCAGCGAAUACAUACUGGAGAGAAACCCUAUAGAUGUGAAGAAUGUGGCAAGUCCUUUAGUCAACGGUCACAUCUUAGAAGACAUCAGCAAAUACAUGCUGAAGAGAAACCCUACAGAUGUGAAGAAUGUGGCAAGUCCUUCAGUCAAAUAUCAAGUCUUAGAGUACAUCAGCGAAUAUAUGCUGGAGAGAAACCCUACAGAUGUGAAGAGUGUGGGAAGUCCUUUUGUGAAAGGUCACAUCUUAGAUUACAUAGGCGAAUACAUACUGGAGAGAAUCCCUUCAGAUGUGAAGAAUGUGGCAAGUCCUUUAGUAGACAGUCAAUUCUUAGAAAACAUCAGCAUAUACAUACUGGAGAGAAACCCUUCAAAUGUGAAGAAUGUGGCAAAUCCUUUAGUCGUAUAUCAAAUCUGAGAAAACAUCAGCGAAUACAUACGGGAGAAAAACCCUACAGAUGUGAAGAAUGUGGCAAGUCCUUUAGUCAACUAUCAAAUCUUAGAGCACAUCAGCGAAUACAUGCUGGAGAGAAACCCUACAGAUGUGAAGAAUGUGGCAAGUCCUUUCGUUAUGUGUCAAAUCUUAGAGUACAUCAGCGAACACAUACUGGAGAGAAACCCUACAGAUGUCAAGGAUGUGGGAAGUCCUUUAGUGAAAGUAAACGGUCCUUUAAUCAAAUGUCACAACUGAGAGUACAUCAGUGAACACAUACUGGAGAGAAGCCCUACAGAUGUGAAGAAUGUGGCAAGUCCUUUAGUAAACGGUCACAUCUUAGAAGACAUCAGCAAAUACAUACUGGAGAGAAACCCUACAGAUGUGAAGAAUGUGGCAAGUCCCUUAUUGAGAUGUCAGUUCUUAGAGUACGUAAGCGAAUACAUACUGGAGAGGUACCCUACAGUUGUGAAGAAUGUGGAAAGUGCUUUAGUAAAUGGUCAAAUCAUAGAAGACAAGAGCACAUACAUACUGGAGAGAAACCCUACAGAUGUGAAGAAUGUGGCUAGUCCUUUAGUCAAAUGAUAUAUGUCAGAUUACAUCAGCAAAUACAUACUGGAGAGAAACCCUAGAAAUGUAAAGAAUGUGGCAAUUCCUUUAGUCAAAUAUCGCAUGUUAGAUUACAUUAGCAAAUACAUUCUGGAGAAAACGAUACAAAUGUAAAGAAUGUGACUAGUCUUUCAGUAAAUGGUCAAUUCUUAGAAGACAGCAGCAUAUAUGUACUGGAGAAAAACCUGCAGAUGUGAAGAAUGUACCAAGGCUUUUACUCAUAUGUCAAUAUUUCAAUUACAUCACUGAAUGCAUACCAGAGAGAAACCAUUCAAAUGUGAAAAAUGUGGCAAGUCCUUUAGUCAGUGGUCAAGUCUUAGAGGACAU
This is a messenger RNA of Nannospalax galili (Upper Galilee mountains blind mole rat), 2090 nucleotides long. RefSeq names its product zinc finger protein 160-like. The annotation marks the transcript as partial. The record is from RefSeq and is a predicted model, not a curated record. Gene Ontology annotation, molecular function: DNA-binding transcription factor activity, RNA polymerase II-specific; RNA polymerase II cis-regulatory region sequence-specific DNA binding. Gene Ontology annotation, biological process: regulation of DNA-templated transcription. NCBI's taxonomy places the organism in Eukaryota, Metazoa, Chordata, Mammalia, Rodentia, Spalacidae. The transcript has 3 exons.